This is a messenger RNA of Ochotona princeps (American pika), 1229 nucleotides long. RefSeq names its product Cdk5 and Abl enzyme substrate 2 (gene CABLES2). Lineage: Eukaryota; Metazoa; Chordata; Mammalia; Lagomorpha; Ochotonidae. Gene Ontology annotation, biological process: regulation of cell cycle. The record is from RefSeq and is a predicted model, not a curated record. The transcript is spliced from 10 exons. Bases 177 to 1199 code for a protein of 340 amino acids.
GGGAGAAGCCCCCGCCGCCCGCCGAGGCCCGCGAGGUGCCCGCACCGCCCGCCGGCCUCCCCGCGCCCCAGGGCCUGCUCAGCCCCACGCAGGCCCCCGCUGGCCUCGGGCUGGACGGGCCGCGCCAGCGGCGAGUGGCCUCCCAGCGCUGCUCUCUUGAGUUCCUGGAAGAUGCCAUGGGCUGUGCCACAGUGCAGAGAGCCAGACACACGUCCGGGUCCCCAAGACAGAAAGGCCUGAAGAAGACUCACUUCAUCAAGAAUAUGAGGCAAUAUGACACUCGGAAUAGCAGGAUUGUGCUCAUUUGUGCCAAGCGGUCCUUGUGUGCGGCCUUCUCGGUUCUGCCGUACGGAGAGAGCCUGCGGGCUUGCGACCUGAGGGUGGACAGCCAGAAGCAGAGGCACCCAUCGGGCGGUGUGUCCGUCUCCUCCGAGGUGGUCUUUGAGUUGGAAGGGGUCGAGCUGGGAGCAGCUGGACAGGUCGUGUCCUAUGCAAGGUUCCUGUACCCAACCAACGCCCUGUUCAUACACAAGAGUGACAGCCACGGCCCACCACCCCAGCCCCGGCCCAGCGUGCCUCGGGCCCCGCCGGGUUCACGACACAAGCCUGUCCCCACCAAGUCGGCACCAGCCGGCCCAGAGCUAGGUGAUGGGGGAGACGCCCUGGAGUACAACCCCAACCUCCUGGAUGACCCACAGUGGCCAUGUGGCAAGCACAAGCGUGUCCUCAUCUUUGCAUCCUACAUGACCACGGUGAUCGAGUAUGUGAAGCCCUCUGACCUCAAGAAGGGCAUGAACGAGACUUUCCGGGAAAAGUUUCCGCACAUCAAGCUGACGCUGAGCAAGAUCCGAAGCCUCAAGCGGGAGAUGUGGAGCCUGGCCGAGGAGUGCAGCCUGGAGCCCGUGACCGUGUCCAUGGCCUAUGUGUACUUCGAGAAGCUUGUGCUGCAGGGCAAGCUCAACAAGCAGAACCGCAAAUUAUGCGCCGGCGCCUGCGUGCUGCUGGCCGCCAAGAUCAGCAGCGACCUGCGCAAGAGCGAGGUGAAGCAGCUUAUAGACAAGCUGGAGGAGCGGUUCCGCUUCAGCAGGCGAGACCUCAUCGGGUUCGAGUUCACCGUGCUGGUGGCGCUGGAGCUGGCGCUGUACCUGCCCGAGAGCCAAGUGCUGCCACACUUCCGCCGCCUCACGCAGCAGUUGUAGCUGCGCAGCCGCUCCUGACCCGCAUCUGCC